Molecule: messenger RNA, 1153 nt
Organism: Bacillus rossius redtenbacheri
Lineage: Eukaryota; Metazoa; Arthropoda; Insecta; Phasmatodea; Bacillidae
Product: brachyurin-like
Exons: 8
Coding region: 157-1053 (298 amino acids)
Biological process (GO): proteolysis
Molecular function (GO): serine-type endopeptidase activity
Source: RefSeq, a predicted model, not a curated record
AUAACACGAGCGAGACGGUAUAAAAACUCGCAUUAGGGAAAUGCUGUUGGCAGUAAGGAAUUAGUCUCCAUCCUGACGAGAACCUUAAGCCGCCCUCCAACAGCACAGCAGUGAUCCUGCGUGAAGUGACACCAACUCUAGACAUCACUCGAGAACAUGAGGCUGCACCUGACUCUAGCACUGCUUGCAGUGGCUGCUUCGAAACUCAGGGCCGAGUCGGAUGAUCUCGACACGUCGAAACUGAAGCCGGUGGGUUACUACGGCAAAGCGAAGGAUGAAGUCGAUACCAAGCAGCUCAAGCCAAGGAAUUACUAUGCUAAAACGUUGCCUGACGCGCCGAAGCUACCCACGCGGAAGAUCGUGAACGAGGUGCCGGCGAGUCGCGGCCAGUUCCCGCACCAGGCAGCGCUAGUGUUGGACGAGGGCGGCUUCUGCGGCGGCUCGCUGAUCAAGCCGCAGUGGGUGCUCACAGCGGGGCACUGCACGCACACUAUCCGCUCCUUCAAGGUUUACCUGGGCGCAGGAAAUCUAAAAGCCAGAGAGUACGGGCGUGUGUCUAUGAUGACAUAUCACAAGGUUGAACACUCAGGCUUCAAUAUCAACACUCUUCACAACGACGUAGCAUUGCUGCGACUUCCAUCGCCCGUCGCCUACAACCAGUUCAUCCAGCCCAUACCAUUGGCGAAUAGUUAUAACACUUAUGAAAACCACCGUGCCCAAGUCAGUGGUUUUGGGAAGACAUCAGAUUACUCGUCUUCGGUGAGCGACACUCUGAACUAUGCGGAUCUGGCCGUGAUCAACAACAACGACUGCCUGAGGUAUUACAGCCCUUCUCUGAUCCUCGCCUCGACUCUGUGCUGCACGACUGUCUCUGGCGGCAGCACCUGCAAUGGCGACAGUGGUGGUCCUCUGGUGAGCAACGAAGGAGGCUACCCCGUUCAGAUCGGAGUAGUGAGCUUCGUGUCAAGCAAAGGAUGUUCAAGUGGCUACCCAGCAGGAUAUGCCCGUGUCUCGUCCUUCUAUCCUUGGAUUAUGUCAAAUGCUAGAGACUAAUAACUAAUUAACUAAACCUACAAUCAUUGACAUUGCAUUGUUAUUUUAUUUCAAAAGUAAAAAACAAAUCUACUGUGUAUUAAAAAAAAAUUCCAGCAUA